Messenger RNA from Oncorhynchus tshawytscha (Chinook salmon), 1534 nucleotides. RefSeq names its product U6 snRNA-associated Sm-like protein LSm1. NCBI's taxonomy places the organism in Eukaryota, Metazoa, Chordata, Actinopteri, Salmoniformes, Salmonidae. The transcript has 4 exons. The record is from RefSeq and is a predicted model, not a curated record. Gene Ontology annotation, cellular component: P-body; Lsm1-7-Pat1 complex. Gene Ontology annotation, molecular function: RNA cap binding. The coding region runs from base 158 to 559 and encodes 133 amino acids. Gene Ontology annotation, biological process: deadenylation-dependent decapping of nuclear-transcribed mRNA.
AUAUCGGAAAUUCCGUGACCCGGAAGUGCUUUUUUAGUGUUGCUGAAGAGAUGCUUAUUAAGACUCUGAUCUUAUUUUGAACGAUUCAUGGCUUAAUACAUUUUAUACACAGCGAUUAGCUACAAUAUAACCGCAGAGAUAGCUACACACGAUCACAAUGAACUACAUGCCAGGGACCGCGAGUCUCAUUGAUGACAUAGACAAAAAGCAUCUUGUACUUCUUCGCGAUGGAAGAACGCUAAUUGGGUUUCUUAGAAGCAUCGACCAGUUUGCCAACCUAGUUUUCCAUCAAACAGUCGAGCGCAUCCAUGUGGGCAAGAAGUUUGGGGACAUCCCCAGAGGAAUCUUCAUUGUGAGAGGAGAGAACGUUGUUUUGCUUGGCGAAAUAGACAUGGAUAAGCCGUGUGACACAGUCUUGCAGCAGGUUUCUAUAGAGGAGAUCCUAGAGGAGCAGCGAUUGCAACAGCAAGCCAAGCAGGAGACAGAGAAAGCCAAGGUGACCGCACUGAAGGACAGAGGCCUAUCCAUCCCCAAGGCAGAUAAUCUUGAUGAAUACUGAAGGCACUUCUGUUCUAUUUUCCUCUGUUAUACUAGACUUCCCAGUUCUAUGUUGAAUACGGGAUUAUUUUGGCGAUGGGGAGAAGAAUGUGUGGUUUAUAGAUGAAGCAGCAUCACACUAAAUACUGUACGGAUUUCAUUUUGAUAAUGGCUCAUUGGUGCAAAAGCAAGCAAUGAUUUAAGUGAUGCAUUUUUGUUAGAUUUAAUGACUGGCGUAAUGCAGGAAUUGAGGGUAGACCACACAAACUAAAUUGUCUGGAAGACUACAUUUCAUGCGAUAAAUCUAUUAAAUAUGAUUUUCAUAACCACAAAACGUAUAACUUGUCAAUAGCACAUAACGAUGGGUUCUUUAUGUUUGUGUAAACAGACUUAAACUGUAAUGGUAAGAUUUGUUUUCCAAGUGUUUAUUUUAAUACGGAGGUCCACUUUGUAGAAAUUGUAACAGGACUCUUUACUUGCGUAUGACAAUGGAACACUGUUCUACUUCAUCAAGCAAUACAGUUUGGGUUCAUUCCUCCAGGCAACCGUUUUAACACAGAUUCUCUGGGCGAUGUUUACUGUGGCACAGGUUGCCACGGAGCUACGACACUUCCUCACCAGUUGCGUUUCAAUUAGCUCAGGAAGUGUUAUGGUUCAGGUGCAAGCUGUGCCACAGUAAACCUCUUCAGCUGAGUCUGUGGUGAAACAGUGUACAUACAGUAAGGGUCGUUUUUGUACUUGGAGUUGAUAUGAAAGUAUACUGUUUAAGGUUCCCACAAUCAAGGUUCAAUUGACAUUGUGUGGGACGUUAGUGUGGGUCAAACAAAAACACCCUAAUUGGUUGACAAUAGAGCCACCCACAAUGCAGGCCGUGGCUACAGGGUGCAGUUGGUGGCUAAAGGGUAUGUGAAUACUGAGACUUGAACAUGGAUGCAAUCAUAUGACAUACAUCAUUGUCCAUUUUUGUCCGUCAAAAAUACAACUCAUCUCCACUUUU